This is a messenger RNA of Pelobates fuscus (common spadefoot toad), 1396 nucleotides long. RefSeq names its product serine dehydratase (gene SDS). Gene Ontology annotation, molecular function: threonine deaminase activity; pyridoxal phosphate binding; L-serine ammonia-lyase activity. Gene Ontology annotation, biological process: L-serine catabolic process; L-threonine catabolic process. The transcript is spliced from 8 exons. The record is from RefSeq and is a predicted model, not a curated record. The coding region runs from base 114 to 1100 and encodes 328 amino acids. Lineage: Eukaryota; Metazoa; Chordata; Amphibia; Anura; Pelobatidae.
CAUUAACCUAUAAAAGUUGUUGAUUCACCAGUGCAAAAGCAUCCUGAAGAGAGAGCAAAGCAGAUCUUACACUUCAAGUACCACUACCUCCCAAAAUUCUGCUUAAGGUUAAGAUGCCUGAGAGACAAUGCCUGCACCUGGACACCCCUCUGAGGGACAGCAUUCCUUUAACCAAGCUGGCCGGUACCAAAGUUUAUCUUAAGCUUGACAAUGCACAGCCAACAGGCUCCUUCAAAAUCCGUGGUAUCGGACAUUUGUGCAAGACAUGGGCAGAGCGAGGAUGUAAGCAUUUUGUCUGUUCCUCAGGUGGAAAUGCUGGUCUGGCAGCAGCUUACAGUGCCCGUAUGCUGUCUAUACCUGCCACUAUUCUCGUGCCAGUCACCACCCCAGCCUUUACCAUACAGAGAGUCAAGGAUGAAGGUGCCACGGUAUGCGUAGUGGGAGAGAUCCUGGAUGAAACCAUUGAGCAUGCCAAGGAGCUUGUGAAGAAUAACCCAGGUUGGGUCUAUAUUCCUCCAUUUGAUGACCCUUUGAUAUGGGAAGGUCACACCUCACUUGUCAAGGAAAUGAAGGCCACUCUUCCAUCUAAACCCGGAGCUAUCGCUCUGUCAGUUGGAGGAGGUGGGAUGCUUUGCGGAGUGGUACAGGGACUCAGGGAAGUAGGAUGGAAUGAUGUUCCUGUAAUUGCCAUGGAAACUAAAGGUGCACAUAGUCUCAAUGCUGCUGUGGAAGCUGGAAAAUUAGUGACUUUACCAGAGAUUACAAGUGUGGCUAAAACCUUGGGAGCCAAAACCGUGGGAGCCCAGACCCUGAAAAUAGCUCAGGAGCAUCCAGUCUUUUCUGAGGUUAUUACAGACCAGGAAGCCGUGUUGGCUAUUGAGAAAUUUGUUGAUGAUGAGAAAAUGCUUGUGGAACCUGCCUGUGGUGCUGCUCUGGCUGCCGUUUACAGUAAUGUGGUUGGGAAGCUACAGAAAGAAGGCAAGCUGAGAAACGACCUCUCCUCUCUGGUUAUCAUUGUGUGCGGUGGGAACAACAUUACUCUGGCACAGCUCUAUCUAUUAAAAGAACAGCUAGGCAUGCCCUCUAUCAAAGCUGCCUAACAGCAACAUACCCAACAACUUGGACUCCCUAGAACACAAACAGAGCAAUGUUUUUCAAAACUGUCCUCAGGACCCAGGACUGCUACAUUUUAGCAUUCUUUGGCUACUCGGUCCAUCUGCACUGGACUGGCUUGUGGACACCAGUUUACUGUCAGACAAGUUAUUCUCAUAAGCACAUCCUGGUCUGAUAUUUGCUUGCAUCAAGACCUGCAGCCCUUCCUGGAUGACAUUUUAAUAUGGAAAGUGGCGGUCUUGGAAUUUUUUUUUUGUUUACCAGAAUAUUGUAGUUUUUUUUU